Messenger RNA from Austrofundulus limnaeus, 5305 nucleotides. RefSeq names its product complement component 5 (gene c5). NCBI's taxonomy places the organism in Eukaryota, Metazoa, Chordata, Actinopteri, Cyprinodontiformes, Rivulidae. Bases 57 to 5186 code for a protein of 1709 amino acids. Gene Ontology annotation, cellular component: extracellular region. The record is from RefSeq and is a predicted model, not a curated record. Gene Ontology annotation, molecular function: endopeptidase inhibitor activity; protein binding. The transcript is spliced from 42 exons.
AGUUGUCUCAGUUGUGUGUCUGUGGAGCUCAGAGUGAGUCUUCCUCGGCCUUCAGGAUGAAGGUGUGUUUCCUCCUGCUUUGUGUUUGCUGUCUGAGCUGGAGGACAGAGGCUCAGUCCCAGUCGUUUCUGAUAACGGCUCCUCUCUCGUUCUGCCUGGACGCCGUGGAGACUGUCUUCCUGCAGCUGUUCGGGUACACAUCGGAGGUGCCGGUUUAUGUUUUCCUGAAGACCACCAUGGCUCCGGAUUAUAGGGUUCUGUCUCAGGACGUGGUGAGGCUGAACAGCCUGAACAACUUCCAGGGUAUCGCCAAAGUGCGGCUGUUCCCAAACCAGCUGGGCUCGGACGUGAAUCAGGUGGUUCUCCACGUCCAGACCAAUCAGAUCAACCAGCACAUGUCCAUCCCUGUAAUCAGAACCAACGGCUUCCUGUUCAUCCAAACGGACAAGCCGCUGUACACCCCCCAUCAGAAAGUCAAAGUCAGGGCGUUCUCCAUGAACCAGGAGCUGAGGCCUGCCAAUCGCAGCGUUUACCUGACCUUUAAGGACCCUGACCAGACCACAGUGGACAUUGUGGAGAUGAUUGACGUGAACAACGGAAUCCCGUCGAUGCAGAAUCCUUUUAGAAUCCCCAUCAACCCAAAGUUGGGAAUUUGGACGAUUGAAGCAUCCUACACGGAUGAUUUCUCCACGAAAGCAAAAACAGAUUUUGAAGUUAAAGAAUAUGUUCUUCCCAGUUUCUCCAUCCAGAUGGAGCCGCAGACAAACUACAUCAGUUACCAACAGUUCCAAGAGUUCAUCUUCAAGAUUUCUGCCAAGUAUCUGUACGGCGCUCCGGUGGCUGAAGGUGUGGUGUUUCUGCGUUACGGAUACGUUACCAGGAAUAACCCAGCAGUUAUUAUCCCCACCUCGGUGUCCAGAGUGAGACUGUCUAGGACGGGCGAGGUGGAGGUGACCCUCAACAUGCAGCAGGUCCUGCAGCAACACGAUGGACCAAGAGACCUGAACGGCCUGGUGGAGAGUUACCUGUAUGUAGCGGUCCUGCUGCAGGAGGACACAGGUGGAAUCACUCAGGAGGCAGAGUUUGCUUUUGUGAAGUUCGUCAAGUCACCGUACCACCUGAGCCUGAUCUCCACCCCUCUCUUCAUCAAACCUGGACUUCCUUACAACAUCAAGGUGUUGGUGAGGGAUCACCUGAGCAAGCCGGUGAGCCGGGUUCCAAUACGUCUGGUGGACAAACAGCUGAUCAUGAAUGGAGGGAGCAUCGGGGACUUGUCCUGCCCGGACUCCAGCACCACUGGAGAUGAUGGACUCGCUUAUUUCAUCUGCAACCCCCUGAAGAACUCAGUCAAGGCAGUGCUGAAAUUUGAGACGGCGGACCCCACCCUCCCGUCUGCCAGUCAGGCCAGUCUGACCCUGGAACCGGUGGCCUAUCACUCCCCAAACCAACGGUACCUCUACAUCGACGUGCCGAUGUUCGGCCGCAGCCUCUCCACGGGGAACUACGCCAACAUCCACGUGUACUCGGCCACGCCCUCUUUCCUGCGCAUCAAAUCCCUCAACUACCUGGUGCUCUCCAAAGGGAAGGUGGUGUAUUUCAGAAGCGUGGACUUUGUCAACACCGCCGAUGGAAAACAGACGCUGAACUUCCUGGUGACGAGCGACAUGGUGCCGUCCAUCCGGCUGCUGGUCUACUACGUCCUGCACGGUGAGGGGACCACCGAGCUGGUGGCCGACUCCGUCUGGAUGGACGUCAAAGACAACUGUCUCAGUGGACUACAGGUCGGUGUCUCUUUGCAACAACAAACCUUCAAACCAAAAGGAAACAUUGAUCUGGACAUCAGAACCAAUCAGGAUGGCCUGGUGGCUCUGUCUGCAGUUGACUCCGCCCUUUUCUCCCUCCGACCCAACUACAGAGACCCUGUUUACAUGGUCCUGCGUCACAUCGAGCUGAGCGACCAGGGCUGCGGAGGAGGCGGGGGCAAAGACAACGCAGACGUCUUCCAAUUGGCUGGCCUCACCUUCAUGACCAACGCCAACGCCCAUCCAUCAUCCAGUGCUGAGCUGUGUACAGCUGCUGUUCGUUCCAAACGAGAGUUAACUGAAGAGCAAAAAUCAAAGAAAGCCAGUACCUACGGCCCGGUGAGGAAGUGCUGUGAAAUGGGCAUGAAGCACAUCCCGAAGAGCGUGACCUGCAGUCAGUACGCCGAUCAGAGAUUCAGAAAACAGGGAGGGAAGUUCGAGCAGUGCAAAACAGCCUUCAGAGAGUGCUGCGAGUUCCUCCUGCAGAACCUGGACGAGAACGAUAGACUGGUGCUGGGACGAUACGAACUGGGGGCAGACUUUGACCUGGCUCCAUCUCUGAUCCGAAGCUACUUUCCAGAGAGCUGGUUGUGGGAAGUUCAGCGCACAAGGUCAAACAAGCUAAAAGUCAGAGGAAAACUUCCCGACUCUCUGACCACCUGGCAAAUUAAAGCUGUCGGCAUGUUCCAGAACGGGAUGUGUGUCGCAGAUCCUGUGGAUGUGUCGGUCAGCCUGCCGCUCAGCGUGGAUGUCCCGCUGCCCUACCAGGUGGUCCGAGGAGAACAGCUGGAGCUGCAAGGCUCCGUGUACAACCAUGGGAUCGAUAGCAUCAUGUUCUGCGUGACGCUGACGGCUGGGCCGGCGCUCUGCCUGCUGCAGUCCCAGCCAGCCGGCGGGGAGGGGCUUCACUCCACGGCCUGCACCUGGAACCGCCUCUAUGCAGGAGGGGUGGGUAAAGUGAGCUUCACAGUUCUGGGCCUGCAGCCCGGAGAACACACUCUGACGUUCACCCUGAAGACACAGGCCGGACCUGUAGACGUGGUGAAGAAGACGCUGCGUGUGGUGCCUGAAGGAGUGAGACAGGAGGUAAAUUCUGGAGGAAGACUGGACCCACAGGGACUCUACGGCUCAGAGAAGAGGACUGUGGUUCUGAAGAACAGUCUUCCAGAAAAUAUCGUGCCGGACUCGGUUGUGGAGAGACUCCUGACCAUUAACGGGGAGCUUCCCGUGGAAGUUGUGAUGGUGAUCCUCCGACCUGAAACCCUCAGAGAACUCAUCAGUCUGCCACCUGGGUCAGCGACAGCAGAGCUGGAGUGGCUCCUCCCCCUCAUCCAGGUGUAUCGGUACCUGGAGACGACGAGCAGCUGGAACGUUCUGGGAAUGGACGUCGAGAAGAUCUCUGGUGAUCUGAAACAGAAGAUAAUUGAAGGUCAGGUCGCCAUCAGCUCCUUCAGGAACGGAGACUCCAGCUACAACAUGUGGAAAGACAGAGAGGAACCGAGCACGAUGGUCACGGCUGAGAUGGUCCGGGCUCUGGCUCUGAUGGACCCCUUCGUCUCUGUGAACCACCAGGCACUCUCAGACUCUGUCAGCUGGUUGAUUCGCAAAACUCAACAGCCGGACGGAUCCUUCAGAGAGACGUCCUCCUCCAAACUGAACAAAAUCAUGGUGGACGAUCAGUCGGUGUUCGUCACGUCCUUCGUGCUCAUUGCUCUACACCACGUCACGAGCAUCAGGGACCCAGUCCUGCAGCUCAGAUCCCAGGACGUCAGCAAGAAGUCAGCAGCAAACUACAUUUCCCAGCAUGCCCUGACCGUGAGGAGUGUGUACGUGCGUGCGGUGGCGACCUACGCUCUGACGCUUCAUGACCCCAACAGCAUGGAGGUCACUGAGCUGCUCAACAGCCUGGAGGGGCUCGCCCGACAGAAAGGUCAGCCGGUGGAGCUCAGGUACUGGCAGGAGUCCAACGUGAGAGCUGAUUGGCUGAAGCCGGAUAAAAGCAGCGGUUUGACGGUGGAGACGACAGCUUACGUCCUGCUCUCUGUGCUGCUGAAGGGGAGGAUUCAGUACGCCAACCCCAUCCUGACCUGGCUGUCUCAGGAUCAGCACUACGGUGAAGGUUUUUACUCCAUGAAGGUACAAAGAUCUGACCCUGAAACAGACAGGAUUCCUUUCAACACUAAACAUCACAGAACAUGUUUUAGUGACAGACGGUGUGACACAGUUUUGACUCUGGAGGCGUUGACGGAGUACAAAAAGAUCACCCCCCGAGCCGUCCUCAAUCAGGACAUCAGCAUCCGCUACAGCAAGAAAGGAACUUUGGGACAGGUCCAGCUGAGCCAGACUCGACCGGUGGCCACGCCCAUCCAGAUCUUGAAAAAUGAUGACAUCAUCCUGUCCACGGGUUAUGGAAAAGGCGUGUCCAGUGUGAAGCUGAAGACGGUGUACUAUCAGACCACAGCGUCGGUGCAGUCCAGGUGUAACUUUGAUCUAACCAUCGAGGUGGUCGGACCAGGAGUUUCUGACAACCCCAGUAUGCGAGCUCCUCACCUGACUGCCUGCAUCAAGUACAAACCUCCUCCCAACGAAGUUUCCACGGAGUCCGCUCUGACCAUGAUGAACAUCCAGCUGCCCACAGGUUUGGAGCCUCAGAUGGAGGACCUGAGACCGUUCAGAGACGGCGAUGAGCCGGUCAUCUCUCACUACGAGCUUAAGGGAAGCACUGUGAUCAUCCAGAUGGAUUCGGUUCCAUCAGACAUCUACCUGUGUGUCGGCUUCCGGGUCAGAACCAGGUUCAAGGUGAUCGGAGCCGCAGAGUCCGUGUUAACCGUUAAAGAGCUAGGUGACAGAGGUAACCUGUGCAUCAAGCAGUUCUCUGACGAGCAGCAGAAGCUACAGCGCCUCUGUCUGGGCGAACAGUGUCAGUGCAUGACAGCUGCCUGUGCGUCCUACAGAGGAACCAUGGACAACACGCUGACAGUAGACCGUCGGUUGGAGGAAACCUGCAGAUCUCACAUCAGUUACGCCUACAAGGUGACGGUGAGGUCUCACACAGCAGAAGGAGACUUCAUGAUCUACACAGUCAAAGUCGAUCAGAUCCUGCACAACAGUCCAGAGUUUAACAUGGUGAGGGCAGGUACGGAGGUAGACCUGGUAAAGAAGGCCACCUGCAGCGGGGUGGUGCUCCAGGACAACAAGCAGUACUUGGUGAUGGGAUCCCAGUGGUCAGAGGUCAACCACAACAACGUCAUCAAGUAUCGUCUCCCGCUGGACUCGGACGCUCUGGUGGAGCUGUGGCAGGAGGACUGCAGUUCUCCAGAGUGUCAGGAGUACCGCACCCAGCUGCAGAACUACGCUGUGGACAUUCUGUUCGGCUGCCCCUGACUGAUGGAAACUCCUCAGACUCUUAGCUCGACAUGUUUUAUUACUUUCAAUGCAAAUGGAGAAUAUUUCAAAAUAAAAGUUCAAUAAACUGACAGGAAAUGUGAUGAUAAUUAUUAUAA